GAAAAAUACCGGACGCGUAAGUUAAUCCAUCUCGCCUCCCCUUCCCUUCCUUUCUAUCGCUGCCCCGUGAAUCGGCACCCUCCAAGCAAGUCCAGGCCUCCCGUGCUCCACUGGCGCUCUUCUGGAACCCUCAUCACCUCCUAAUCCCAGCCAAAAUUCGCUCUUCGUCUUAAGCCAAAUCACUUCGCGUCCCGCAAUUCCUGCUUGCGCCCCCCUGUUCGAUCCAGCGCCACCAAAUCCGUAUCGACCUUGUAGCUGUCCUGCCCAAUUCGGCGGACGAGCUGUGCGAGUUGCUGCCGAUUGAAGUGAUCUGAUCUGGUGGCGUGCCGCGGACGGGGCUUGUGACUGGUCCUGGUUUCGGAAGCGGCGAGGGCCAUGCGAGUUGGGGUGCCGCUGGGUUGAGCAUGAGGAGUGGUGGGGCUGCUGCUGCUGCAGGUGGUGGUGGUGGCGGCGUGCGUGGCCAGGGUGAUGGGAUCACCGGAGGGGCGAAUCGUUGAUUUGUUUGGAGCAGUUAAGUUGUGGAUGCCGCGGCGGGGAGAGCGCUCGCCGUCGCCUGCGCCGAAGGCUGCGGCUGCGGCUGCGGCUGAUGAUGUGCCGCAGCCGCAUGACCUGUCCAGGGACUUCUGGAUGCCGGAUCACAGUUGCCGGGUGUGCUACGACUGCGAUACGCAGUUCACCAUACUGAAUCGGCGUCACCACUGCCGCCACUGCGGCCGCGUGUUCUGCGCCCGCUGCACGGCCAACUCUGUGCCGCGCCCGCCCGGGGACGACCCGCGGGAGGACGGCGAGCGGAUCAGGGUCUGCAACUACUGCUUUAAGCGCUGGCUGGAGGAGGAAACAGCCGGGUGGAGCGAAGUGGCGCAGCCACCGAGCCCGUCGCCGUCGGCCGCGAGCGUCGGGAGCGACAAGUCGUGCUCGACGGGACGUAGCAGCGUGGUGACGAACGGCCAUAUGUCGUCGUAUGCCAAUGUCAGCUGCGGUGACUUUGCAUCUCUGCCCGCCGACGACGAGGGAGACUGUGACCAGCCCGGAGUUUCUCCAGAGAAGAAGCAUGAUGUGAUGGAGCCGGCUGGGAGCGUGGACCAUGUGGCUGAUGUGGAUAAUGCGUCCAAUCCAUUCACCUUUUGCUUGAAUAGGAGUGAUGAUGAAGAUGAAGAUUACACAAUUUUUCGCUCUGAUUCGAAAGUCCACCCACAAAAAUCUGAUGAAUACUAUGGACCUAUGUGUUUUGAUGACCAUCAAGUUGUCUGUGGUGAUGCUGCAAAAGAAUCUGUAUCCCCAAGGAAAGAUACAUCGACCUUAGUUGAUUCUGUUGGAGUUGAUAAGACUGGAGAUCAUAUCAUCGAUAAUAAUGAGGAGGGCAAUGCUCGAUCUUCUUCCUUGUAUGGCAUGGAAGUGCUAGAAAGUGAACUUGUGGAUUUUGAAAACAAUAGCUCACUUUGGCUACCUCCUGAAGCUGAGGAUGAAGAGGAUGACCAUGAUGGUGCUCUAUGUGAUGAUGAUGAGGGGGAGGAUGCCACAGGAGAGUGGGGGUAUAUGCGCUCAAACAGCUUUGGCAGUGGACAUUGUCGAAGUAGAGAUAAAUCUGCUGAGGAACACAAGAAAGCCAUGAAAGACAUUGUUGAUGGGUAUUUCCGGGCAUUGGUUUCUCAACUUCUUCAGGCUGAAAAGGUACCAUUGGUUGAUGAAACUGGCAAAGAGAGUUGGCUAGAUAUUGUUACAUCUUUGUCUUGGGAAGCUGCAUCUCUUCUGAAACCAGAUACUAGCAAAGGAGGACGGAUGGACCCUGGUGGCUAUGUCAAGGUUAAAUGCUUGGCUUGUGGGCGUCCAAGUGACAGCUUGGUUGUAAGAGGAGUUGUUUGUAAGAAGAAUGUUGCUCAUCGGCGUAUGUCAUCAAAGAAGGAAAAGCCACGAAUCCUAAUUCUUGGUGGUGCACUUGAAUAUCAGCGUGUAUCGAACUUGCUUUCAAGUUUCGAUACUUUACUGCAGCAGGAAACAGAUUAUCUGAAAAUGGCAGUUGCAAAGAUCAAAGCGCACCAACCAAGUGUUGUAUUGGUAGAGAAAUCUGUAUCUCGUUAUGCUCAGGAUUUAUUUCUUGAGAAAAAUAUUUCACUUGUUCUGAAUAUCAAAAGACCACUUCUGGAAAGGAUAUCUCGUUGCACUGGUUCUCAUAUUGUUCCCUCAAUUGAUUAUUUGUCAUCCCAAAAACUUGGGAAUUGUGACUUAUUCCAUGUGGAGAAGUAUAUUGAAGAGCAUGGGACUGCUGGAGAAGGUGGGAAGAAAAUGCUGAAGACCCUUAUGUUUUUUGAAGGCUGCCCAAAGCCCUUGGGUUUUACAAUAUUGCUAAAAGGAGCUAAUGGUGAUGAGCUGAAAAAAGUGAAGCAUGUUGUGCAAUAUGGAGUCUUUGCAGCCUAUCACUUGGCUCUUGAAACAUCAUUUCUUGUUGAUGAAGGUGCAACCCUCCCAGAACUCCCUCUCAAGUCACCAAUUAUUGUUGCUUUGCCGGAUAAACCUUCCAGUGCUGAUAGAUCCAUUUCGACAAUACCUAUUUUACAAAUGCCUACUGCUUCAUCACCCAACAAUGAUCUGCAAGCACUUAAUACGCAAAAGGAUAAUUUUCCAUUUAAUGGUUUUAGAAUAAUGGACCAAACGGCAGCAGCAUGCUCUCCUGAUAACAAAAGCUGUGAAAGGUCCAGAGUUAGUUCUAUCCAAACGUCAUCUGUUCAAAUCAAUAAAAAUGAAAACAACUGUUUGCUCGGUAUGGUCCCUCAAUCAUAUAUUGAUCCCUUGCUUCAGCAGUCAAGAAUUUCAUUUUGUCACUGCCCCACUUGCACUAGAGAUGUUGGCAGUGAAUUGAAGUUUGAAGAACUUCAGCCUGAAAGCACUAGACAUGCACUGGUUAAAGGUUUCGGUGUAUCGCCUGCUCCUCCUGCAAAUUUGGUAUCUGCUGAGCAUGAUUUUUCAUUUGCCCAUAACUCUGAGAAUGGUGUCAAGAUAUCAGAUAAGUCAUCUGCCCCCCUCGAAUUACAAACUUCUCAUGAUGAUGACAGUUCAAAGGAUUGUUCGAUUGUAAAAAAGGAUGAAGUUCCAGCAUCUCCUGUUGACAAUCAGAGUAUAUUAGUUUCUAUGUCCUCUCGCUGUGUUUGGAAAGAAGCUGUCUGUGAGCGGCCACACCUUCUUCGCAUAAAAUAUUAUAGCAACUCCGACAAACCUCUAGGCAGGUUUCUGCGUGACCAGCUAUUUGAUCAGACCAAUCGUUGUAUCUCUUGUGAACUGGCACCGGAUGCCCAUGUUUAUUGCUAUGUUCAUCCCCAAGGCAGCUUAACAAUAUCAGUGAGGAAACUUAUUGUAAAGUUACCUGGUGAACAUGAUGGUAGAAUCUGGAUGUGGCAUAGAUGCUUACGCUGUCCUCGCAAUGAUGGGCUCCCUCCAGCAACUAAAAGAGUAGUGAUGUCUGAUGCUGCCUGGGGCUUAUCUUUUGGUAAAUUUUUGGAACUUAGUUUUUCAAACCAUGCAGCAGCAAGUAGGGUAGCCAGCUGUGGUCAUUCUCUUCACAGGGACUGCCUUCGUUUUUAUGGCUUUGGUGAAAUGGUUGCUUGCUUCCGAUAUGCAUCUAUCAUGGUUCACUCAGUAUAUUUGCCACCAUCAAAACUUGAUUUCACUUCCCAGCAUCAAGAAUGGGUAGAGCAAGAAGCAAAUGAGGUGGUUGACUCAGCUGAACUCCUGUUCACUGAAGUGCUGAACGCGCUCCACCAAAUUUCAGAAAAAAGGCCAAUUACAGGCUCUUUGGAUGGCAACAUGAAGAUACUUGAGUUAAGAAGAAACAUAGUGGAGCUGGAAGAUAUCCUACAAGAAGAGAAGGCUGAUUUCACGGAGUCACUAAAAAAUUUACUGAAAAAGGAAAUCCGAAAGGGGCAGUUAUUCAUUGAUAUUCUUGAGGUUAACAAACUAAGGAGGCGGCUACUAUUUCUGUGUUACUUGUGGGAUCAACGGCUAAGCUUCAUAGCUACCUCAGGUGGCAAAUACUGCGAUGCUCUAGGAGGUCUACAAGUUGGAAGUAGGAAUUCUGAAAGCAGCGAUAGGCCAGCUGAUAUCAAUGCAAAGUUAGAAAAGAAUCCAAAGGUCACUGAACUUCUCUUGAAUGCUAAGAACGGAUCCUUGAGACAGAGCCUGAGCACACCUCAUGCUGACAGAGAGGAGCUCAACCAGCAUGAUCAAUCUAAUGAAACUAGCUUGAGAAAUAUUGCAGAGUUGAAUUGUACUGAAGAUACAGUAUUUAAGAUCAACCAUGCAAACAGCGCAAAUGUCAAGGAUCAUUUAGAUCAUCAAGAAUCUGGCAUUGGUGUUCGUAGGAUUUCUUCUGAAGGUCAGUUUCCAGUAACUGCUGAUAUUUCAGACACAUUGGAUGCAAAAUGGAGAGGUGAGAAUGGACCUGCUCCUGAUGCAAGCAUGGUGAAGCCUCUAGCUCUGCCUGGAGGUACAGCCCCCGAUGUUAAAAAUCAUGUUAAGGCAGUACGCUGUCAUACUUCUGCUUUAUCUGUUAAGACUGGCGAUACAGUAGAAGACUUACUAAGCUGCCUUAAAUUGCCAUACAUGACACUUUAUAAUUCGUUGAACACAAACUCUGGUACAGCACCGACAUUUGGGACCCUGGCUGACUACAGUCCUGAAUACAUUUCAUUGUUUCGUGAGUUAUCACAGCAAGGAGGAGCAAGACUUUUUGUGCCAACUGGAGCUAAUGAUGUUGUUAUCCCGGUAUUUGAUGAUGAACCGACUAGUAUUAUUGCUUACGCACUUGUUUCACCCAUGUACUACUUGCAAAUGUCAGUUGAGAACAGCAAAACUAAAGACAGUGCAGAUUCUUCACUUUCAUUGCCUGUAUACGAUUCAGGAAAUUUUAAUCCGUUUCUUUUAUUUGAGGAUUUUGGGUCCCCUGAUGAUUUAGCUUCAUCAAUAUCUGCUAGUAGAGGGUCCUUGGCUCCUGAUCUAGUGCACUCUAGAGUAUCUUUUGAAGAUGGUGGGCCACUUGGGAAAGUUAAAUACACUGUGACAUGCUAUUAUGCAAAAAGCUUUGAAGCACUCCGUAGGUCGUGUUGUCCAUCGGAGCUUGAUUUUGUAAGAUCUGUCAGUCGAUGCAAGAAAUGGGGGGCACAAGGUGGCAAAAGCAACGUGUUCUUUGCAAAAUCUCUGGAUGAUAGAUUUAUAAUAAAGCAGGUCACAAAGACAGAGCUUGAAUCAUUCCUUCAGUUUGGCCCAGAGUAUUUUAAAUAUUUGUCAGAGUCCAUAAGCACUGGAAGCCCUACAUGCCUAGCAAAGAUUCUGGGGAUCUAUCAGGUUACAAGCAAGCAUCUAAAAGGUGGCAAGGAAUCCAAAAUGGAUCUUCUCGUGAUGGAAAAUCUUUUAUUUGGACGGAAUAUUACGAGGCUUUAUGAUCUCAAGGGAUCUUCAAGGUCAAGGUAUAAUGCAGACUCCAGCAACAACAAGGUCCUUCUUGACCAGAACUUAAUUGAGGCAAUGCCAAAGUCCCCAAUUUUUGUUGGGAACAAGGCGAAGCGGCUUCUGGAAAGAGCUGUUUGGAAUGAUACUUCUUUUCUAGCAGGUAUUGAUGUAAUGGAUUAUUCCUUACUUGUGGGUGUUGACCAGGAGAAACAUGAACUGGUCCUGGGAAUAAUUGAUUUUAUGAGGCAGUAUACAUGGGACAAGCACCUUGAAACAUGGGUCAAAUCUUCUGGCAUUCUCGGUGGGCCUAAGAAUGCGGCUCCAACAGUAGUUUCACCAAUGCAGUACAAGAAGCGGUUUAGGAAAGCCAUGUCUGCUUAUUUCAUUGUGAUUCCUGAUCAAUGGAUGCCUGCAGUAAUCAACCCGGACAGAUCAUCCUCAGAUAUUUGCCAAGAUGAUUCUCAAAAUACUUCACAAGAGUAAUAUGAUAUCCUGUGCAAUACUGACGGACAGAGGGUGCCGGAUUUGGUCCUACUCCAAUCAUGAGAAGUACUGACCGACUGAUCUGGCGACCCAGGUGGCCUUGAAGUGAUCUUCAGUAUGAACCGUGUAUUCUCCUGUGCUUAUUUGCACAGGAUCUGAUUGCACUCGCUGAUUCCCAUCUCAAGAAUCAUAGCAUGUGUAUAUUCCUGCUACUGUAAUUAUGCAUUAGUCUUUUUUUCUCGCCUUUGUCUAUAUAUAGUACAUAUAUCAGUACAAGUGUUGUCCGGUCGUCGCUUCAAGGGUAGUUUUUAUGAACCGGGGCUCUGCGAAAUAAAAGCUGAGUUCAUGCUAUUGCGGUGAAAUAAAAGUUGAGUUCAUGCA
Molecule: messenger RNA, 6303 nt
Organism: Brachypodium distachyon (stiff brome)
Lineage: Eukaryota; Viridiplantae; Streptophyta; Magnoliopsida; Poales; Poaceae
Product: 1-phosphatidylinositol-3-phosphate 5-kinase FAB1A
Exons: 11
Coding region: 469-5922 (1817 amino acids)
Biological process (GO): phosphatidylinositol phosphate biosynthetic process
Cellular component (GO): endosome membrane
Molecular function (GO): ATP binding; 1-phosphatidylinositol-3-phosphate 5-kinase activity; metal ion binding
Source: RefSeq, a predicted model, not a curated record